This is a messenger RNA of Lytechinus variegatus (green sea urchin), 4158 nucleotides long. RefSeq names its product aspartyl/asparaginyl beta-hydroxylase-like. The record is from RefSeq and is a predicted model, not a curated record. The transcript is spliced from 15 exons. Gene Ontology annotation, biological process: peptidyl-aspartic acid hydroxylation. NCBI's taxonomy places the organism in Eukaryota, Metazoa, Echinodermata, Echinoidea, Temnopleuroida, Toxopneustidae. The coding region runs from base 205 to 3978 and encodes 1257 amino acids. Gene Ontology annotation, molecular function: peptidyl-aspartic acid 3-dioxygenase activity; protein binding. Gene Ontology annotation, cellular component: endoplasmic reticulum.
GUUGAUGCUACAUGUUGCUCGAUAGCUCGCGCUUAACGCUUGUACGGUAACGGUAUAGCUAGCCCGCCAGAGCUCGAGCAGCGCAGGCCAUCGUUACACCAUACAACUAUUACAGACCAAUCCACCUGUGUUUCACCCUAGACUGGAUACUAAAAACACCAAUGAAUUUUUUUGCCCGAUAGUGACAAUAAUUUGAAGUGAAACAUGGCGAAAAAUCAGGAGGCGAGAAAGCGGAAACAUAACUCAAGAAAUGGGAGCAGUGGUCGAGGAAAUGGAGUUGACACAGCGAAGAUGAAUGGGAAAGCCAAGCCCAAAACAGUAGAUGAGACACCGGGUUGGCAGAAGACUCUGGGUGCUCUUGUCAUCAUCACUGGGGUGAUUGCCGCUGCUUUCAUGACAGGAGUCAUAAGGAUAGACAGGAAUAUAGCAGAUAACGAUGCAGAGCAGAAUCAUACUCAGGAGGCCCAUUCUAAUGUUGCAGAUAUCAAAGAUUCGAAGUCCAACAAGACUACUGUAUUAUUUACCCAGACGGAGCAUAACAAUCUAACGAGUGAAACUCCCGAGUCAGAUCUCAAAACUGAGCAUCAUAGAGAUAAGGAUAAAAAGUCCAACAGUGACACAGAAAUAGACUAUAAAAAGGUCAUAAAUUCAGAGAGCAUAGCACAUGCUCCCAUUCAAAGAUUUACAGAAAGUUAUGCUGAUGUGACCAAAGAAGUAAGUGAUGUUGAGGAAAAGGAAGACAAGCUUGAUUUUCAAGCGGAGGCUGCUUUUGAAGCAAAGAGGGACAUUUUGGAAGAGAGGGUUGAUGAGGAAAAACAGCCUGUACCUGCUCCUGGGAAUCUGAAGACGGAUGAUCCGGCCAAGUCCUUUACAGGAAAGGAGGCUACUGUGACAGAGACCGAUUUUCCAAAGGGUAAAAUGGUCACUCCAAAAAGAACUCCAAGGUCUACUGAAAACACCAAAGAAUCCAAAAGCAAACCACCUGGUAAAGCCGAUGAAGGUUCUUUAAAACAUGCUGAUGUGUUAAGGCCUCCAAAACCCCAGGAGACAUUACAAGUUGAAGAGACUGCACCUGAUAGAUUAGAGUCAAAAUCUGGUGGUGAACAAGAUGUUCCAUCACUGAUAGAGGUUGGUGAAGCUGCAGAACGGAAAAUAGGAAAGGCUGAUAGUGUGAGACCUUCACCACCAAAGGAAAUGAAACAACCUGAAAAGACUAGGACUGAGAGUAAAGAUCAUCAGACUAAGGACACGAAAAAAGCCAAGGUGUCUCCAAGAAAAGUUGAUGGUGUGCACCCUCCUGCACCACUUGAGGUCAGAAGUUCUCCAAGAAAGGAUGACAGUGUAAAGCCACCACCACCAGUUGAAAAGGACAUGAAGAAACAAUCUUCAAGAAAGUCUGAUGAUGUGAGCCCUCCAUUACCACAAAAGGGCAGAGAAAGACUUGAAGAAUCUCCAAGAAAGACUUCCCGUGUGAGGCCACCACCACCAGUGGAUGACAGAGAAGGGGUCAAAAAGUAUGCACGAAAGGCUGUCAGUGUGAGCCCACUACCUCCACAAGAGGAGAGGGGGAAAUCCAAAGAGCCUCCAAGGAAAACUGAUGGUGGCAGGACUCCUCCGCCUCUUGAGACAAGACAACGUGAAGAGGAAAGGAUCAUGGGGAACUCUGAUCAAGCUAGGGACAGGAAAAGCGACAGUCCUCCACCACCCCCACCACCAGCACAGGAGACAACACAGCCUGAAGCAGAAAGGGCCAUGGGGAACUCUGAUCAGGCUACGGACAGGAAAAGUGACAGUCCUCCACCACCCCCACCACCAGCACAGGAGACAACACAACCUGAAGCAGAAAUGGCCAUUGGGAACUCUGAUCAAGCUAGGGACAGGAAAAGUGACAGUCCUCCACCACCCCCACCACCAGCACAGGAGAAAACACAACCUGAAGCAGAAAGGGCCAAGGGAGACUCUGAUCGGGCUACGAACAGGAAAAGUGACAGUUCUCCACCAGCACAGGAGACAACACAACCUGAAGCAGAAAGGGCCAUGGGGAACUCUGAUCAGGCUACGGACAGGAAAAGUGACAGACCUCCACCACCCCCACCACCAGCACAGGAGACAACACAACCUGAAGCAGAAAGGGCCAUGGGGAACUCUGAUCAGGCUACGGACAGGAAAAGUGACAGACCUCCACCACCCCCACCACCAGCACAGGAGACAACACAGCCUGAAGCAGAUAGGGCCAUGGGAAACUCUGAUCAGGCUACAGACAGGAAAAGUGACAGACCUCCACCACCCCCACCACCAGCACAGGAGACAACACAGCCUGAAGCAGAUAGGGCCAUGGGGAACUCUGAUCAGGCUACGGACAGGAAAAGUGACAGACCUCCACCACCCCCACCGCCAGCACAGGAGACAACACAACCUGAAGCAGAAAGGGCCAUGGGGAACUCUGAUCAGGCUACGGACAGGAAAAGUGACAGACCUCCACCACCCCCACCACCAGCACAGGAGACAACACAACCUGAAGCAGAAAGGGCCAUGAGGAACUCUGAUCAAGCUAAGGACUUGAAAAGCAAAAGUCCUCCACCACCAGCACAGGAGACAACACAGCCUGAAGCAGAUAGGGCCAUCAAGAAAGAAGAGCACCCUGUGGAUAGGUCAGAUACAUCUAAAGUAAGAGAGAACAUCAGUAUAAAAGCUGAAAAUAAGAAACCAAUUCAGAAGUCAGCCUUAGAAACACUUCUUGAGGAAACAGAAGGCCUUAUCCAAAAGAACAAAAAAGAUCAAGCUCUGUACAAGUACGAGGACAUCAUCAAACGGUUCCCAAACAGCGCAAAGGCUCUGAUGGCAAAGGCUCAACUCCUUGACAUGUUAGCAGAGGAGAGGAGGAGCAAUGAUCUACUUGAUGGAGCGAUCCAGUCAUAUAGACAAGCAGCUGAUGCACCACAUUGCCCCAGAGAUAUCAAGCGAGCUGCCCUUGCAAGAAUGGGAGACAGACUGUCUUUCUUUGGAAAGUCAUCAAGAUCCAUCCAAGUGUACCUGGAACUUGUGAAAGAAUUCCCAGAUGAUUAUGAAGCCAAGAAAAGCCUCGCUGUCCAGUAUCUCAUCGCUGGGAAAAAUAAGAGAGCCAAGCAUUACUUUGAGGAGAUGGUAGAGAGAAAUCCAACGGAUGGCUUUGCAUUGGUUCACUUGGGGUUCAUCUUGAAAUCGGAAGAGAAUUACCUUGAAGCAAUCCCACUCUUGAGGGCAGGCAUUGAUACCGGUGAUAGGGAAACCAACGAGGGAAAAUUCUUCUUCCACUUGGGGGAAUCCUUCUUAAGGACUGGUCAGAUUGAAGAGUCGUAUAAGAUAUAUGACGAGGCAGUUAGCAGGGGUCAUUUCAGGUCAAGGUAUCAAAGGUCACUUUACAAUGUCGACUCGCUGAGGGGAAGACAAUUCUGGACUCCAAGAGAGGCAGGGUUUGCUGAAGCAGCAAAGAUAUUAGAAAGUAAUUGGGAGACAAUUCGAGAUGAGGCCGUAGCCUUGCUUAGCACGGAUGGAUUCUUUAGGAAUGAAGAAGAAAAACUCAGGGAAACGGGUGACUGGAAGCAAUUUACAUUAUUUGCGAAAGGAAGUAAAGAUCAAGGGAACUGCCGACAAGCCCCUCGCACCUGUGGGAUAUUUGAUUCAAUCCCUCAAUCAAAAAAUUGUAGAAGAGGACAGGUGAAGUUUUCAGUAAUGCAUCCUGGUACCCAUGUCUGGCCCCAUUGUGGUCCCACAAACUGUAGAUUAAGGUCUCACCUUGGACUGAUAAUACCACAACCUGUCAGGUUACGAGUGGGCAAUUCUACAAGAACGUGGGAGGAAGGAAAACUCUUUAUAUUUGACGAUUCCUUUGAACACGAGGUGUGGCAAGAAGCGGAUAGCCUGAGAUUGAUCCUCAUAGCAGACCUGUGGCAUCCGGACCUCACAGAGUCUGAGAAGAGAAAACUUACACCAAUAUGAACUUGUGGAACUGAAGCGAUGUGAGUGUGUGUGCAUUGAAGACAUCAAAGUCAGUAUAUGGGCACAUAGAUAAUUCAGGAAGAGAAACAAACACCUUGCAUGCCAUCGUCUCUUCAAACCCAUUUUUUAAGGGAAAUCUGCCCAGUUACUGUUGUAAUUUCUUUCAAGGGUAAUAAUACA